Plasmopara halstedii is the source of this 1956-nucleotide messenger RNA. RefSeq names its product RxLR-like protein. The transcript has 2 exons. The coding region runs from base 1 to 1956 and encodes 651 amino acids. The record is from RefSeq and is a predicted model, not a curated record. Lineage: Eukaryota; Oomycota; Peronosporomycetes; Peronosporales; Peronosporaceae.
AUGCCGCGAGACGUUAGUCUGGCUGUGCUGUUCGCUGCCAUUGCUCUCGUUGCUAUCGUGCUUGUCUCGAUUGGAAUUGAACCGCCGAGUCUCAAUGCCUACAUUGACCCUCCCCUUAGUCAUCAAGGGACGGAGAGAUCGCUGCGAGCUGAAUUAUCGAUAAACGAGAGUUCUGAAGAGAAUAGGCUGGUGACAACUGGAAAGUCUGUCCGAGCGGGCACUAAAAACGAAGAGAGGAAUUUCUUUUUAUUCGAAUGGGCUUGCAAGGUUUGGCUGUGGCUAAAGUCGCUGUUCAAUUCGAGACCGUUGAAUGCUUUGCCGCAAUCUACAGCAACAAAAACUGUGUCGACGGAAAAGGUGAUUGAGCAGAUGUCAAAUGUGAAAGGUCCAAUGUCUCAAAAUCGACCUCGUCCCUUACCGAUUGAGUUUAAGAUAGAGGUUCCAAUUCUGGAAGAUACAGCGACUUCGAAAUAUGUAGCGAUCGAGAAUAGCCUUGUCAUGACACCGCGUGAUACCAAUGCAUUAGUAUCAAGUCGUGACGAGACACCAAAUGGUUUGCCUAAUAUUGUUGUAGAUCCAUCUUCGACUACUAAAGGCACAACGCAUGAAAUUACUGCCCCAUCAGCUGAUUCAGAGUUGGUGGCACCAGCUCUUAAAAAGACAGCAGCCAACGAUGCGGCUACGAUGACGUCGACUACAAAGAAUAUGUUGCCUGAUAGUGGAAUACUGACAUCAACGGCUGGUUCUGAAAAACUAAAAAAAUUAUUGACUGACAAUGAGCAUUCUAUUACGUCGGAAAAAGCAGUGAUGUCCGAAUUUGAAUCCGCCAAUGAUCCACAGCCGCUGCAUGCGGAUUCUACGUUGCCAAGCUAUCGAUUCCAGACGUUCCAGCCAAAGUCAGCGAGUACAACGGACAAGAAACGACCAAUUUCUAUGGCUUCAACACAGUCGCAACUGAUCUCUGCGCCUGAUGUGACAGAGGUUGGGGCUGUUUCAAACAAGCCGUUGCCAAAAUCUGCACCACACGAGUCAGAAAUACCAGCAAUUGUUCAAGUCCCUACUCAUGUGGAAGUUCAAGAGGACAUCCUUUUAGAUGAAGCUUUUGUACAACUCCAAACAAUUCCUGGUAAAGAGAAUUUGGAGAAGUGGCUGCCUCAGUUUAUCCAUUUCUGUCUUCAGAAAAGUGACAACGGUCAAUAUUGGGUUACCAAAAAUCUUUUGACGCUCGAGGGUGAGGACAAAAUGCGGCUAGCUGACUAUUUGGCCUUUGGGUUGCAAGAGCAAGAUACGUUUAAGCAGAUGAACGCUCUCAAAGUCUAUCGCUACUUUUUAAACUACGCGUAUAAGGAGAAGCUCACGCUUGAAGUUUUUCAGUCGUUUUUAAUGGGGUCGAAUGGUAAGAUUAAUGGUUACUUCACAAGCGCAGUGACGAGAUAUCAAGACUUUAUUAAACAUUUGAAACCACCUCAAACAGUGAAGACAGUGGUGAUGAUUGACGUUCCAAAAAUGAGAAAAGUUCUGGGAGUUCCGGUUGGUCUAGACCUGCAAUUGUACCGAUCUCCGGAUGCGUUAAUACCAAAUCUGAUCAACAUUUAUCGCUCGACUGAUGCAGUGGUUGCAGUGAAGGAGUGGCUGCCUGAGUAUUUUGCUGCCUGUCAGGAACUUAACUUCCAGCUGGAUCGGAUAGUAGAAGCGCUCUUCACUUCUGACAAGGUAAACAAUGGUCAGCUGGCUGACUAUUUGCGCUUAGGAUUUCAAACAGAUCGGGGAGAGAUUGAUUUUGUUAUUGCAUAUCGCCUUCUCUCUGGCCUUGUGCGGUAUGCGUUACGUACGAAGCUGUCUGUCGAAAAUUUCCAGGCCUUACUCAAAGGGACGAAUGGUCAGUUGGACAUAAUAUUUGACAGAGCUGUAAAGAGCUACAUUUUGGAUCUCUCGAUGGCGCAAUCUGCGAUCUAA